AGAUAUUGGUCCUAUAUCAGUGACGUCUCAGUUUUGAGUGUUCCUCGUUUAUUACGAGAUAGAUGUUGGCAGUCGUAAAGUAGAGUAGAUGUUGUAACAAUGGGUGUGAAUAUGGACAGUGAAAAUAUAAGACCAAAGGGCCUCGGAGUGAGGCACGCCCAGACCUUCCUGCUGUUCUUGGGGAUGUUGCUGGCGUUCUGCAUGAGGGUCAACAUGAGUAUGGCUAUCGUGGACAUGACGGACGACAGAAACGAAACAUAUUUCGAUUGGAGUUAUAGCGUUCAGUCCAUGAUCCUGUCAUCAUUCUUCUGGGGCUACAUCAUCCUUCAGAUCCCAGGCGGUGAACUGGCAAGACGGGUCGGGGGCAAAAUUCUGCUGACAACAUCCGUGUCGGUCAAUUCAAUACUAUCUCUUUUGAUGCCGUUUUUGGCUAGAACUGGAGGCUGGCCACUCGUCAUAUUGUGCAGAACCUUGCAAGGCCUCACGCAGGCUUUUGUAUAUCCAUGUAUGCAUCAGUUGGUCAGUCAGUGGAUUCCUUUGGAAGAAAAAGGAUUACUGACUACAAUCAUUUAUGCAGGAGCUCAAUUAGGUGUUGCAGUCCAACUCCUUGCAUCAGGUUUUCUGGCCCAGGCCUGGGGAUGGCAAGCUAUAUUCUACACUAACGGUGCUCUUGGCAUGAUAUGGACGGUGGUCUAUGUAAUCUUAGGUGCUGCGAGUCCUGAAGAAUCAAAAAUUAUAUCUGAUCACGAAUUGAAGUAUAUCACCACAUCGUUGGGAAGACUUGGACCACCAAAAAAAUUGAAGACACCUUGGAUCAAUAUGUUGACGUGCUUGCCGUUCUGGGCAGCAGUGGUCGCUCACUGUGGCCAGAACUGGGGUUUCUUUACCCUUAUGACAGAGAUGCCCACUUACAUGGCGAGAGUUCUUGGCGUGAAUUUAACAAAGAACGGAGUUUUAUCUUCAUUGCCGUACUUGGCUAUGUACUGUUUGAGUUUUCCAAUGGGAAUUAUGACUGAUAUUAUUAUAAGGAAGCAAUGGUUAAGCGUCGCCAAUACGAGGAAGUUAACGAAUACUAUCGGACUUUGGGGACCUGCGUUAGCGUUGAUCGGACUGUCAUAUAUUCCGGAAGGCAACAUGAUUCUUGCUGUAAUAAUGUUGACAAUCACUGUGGGCAUCAACGCAGGACAUUACACUGGAUUUAUGCUUAUUUCGAUCGAUCUCGCGCCAAACUUUAGUGCGAAUUUAAUGGGAAUUGAAAAUUUUGUCGCAAACAUUAUCUCUAUUAUUGCGCCUCUGGUCUGCGGAUUCAUAAUACAAGACGAGACUGAUCCCUCUGAAUGGCGCAAAGUGUUCUUCUUAGCUUCAGCCAUGUACUUCUUUACCAACCUGUUUUUUAUCAUUUUCGCAACGUCAGACAGACAGUCGUGGAAUGAACCGGAAGAUAAAGCUGACGUUGAAAACGACCAACAAACUAAAACGGAAAAGGAGAGCGUUCACAUGUAAAGUUAAACAUAUUAAAAAUAUUAUUGCUGUAAAUUUGUGUCAUGUACCUGAUAUUAUUAGAAGUGUUUGAUCUUAGUGAAUACAACUCAAAAGCCUACACCAAUGUGAUUUGUCUGAGUAAAAUCAGUUUCGCGAACUGAUAUUUUAUAGAACACAAUAUGUAAGAUUUGCAACUUAGUUAAAAUUUAUUUAUAAUCAUGUUUCAGGUCCGAAUAAAGAUUUACAGUAUUACAUUAGUAUUCUCAUAACCAAAUCAUACUCUCUUAUUCUUUUUUUUUCUAACAAAUAGAAAAUAAAUCGUGUAUAAAUAAAAAUCUACUUGCUGUUAUUAAUGUAUUCAGAAAAUGCAGCGGUAUGCUCUACUAACCUUUAAUAAAUAUUGUUGGGAAAUUUAUGUUGCACCAAAUUUUUUUUUUUACUCGGAUCUAAGUCAUUGUAAUAUUAUUUUAUAUUAUUAUAUAGACAGUUUUUAUUAAAUAUCUUUUUAUAAUUAUUGUCAUUUGUAUAAAUUUCUAAACAAAAUAUAAAUAAAAUAUGUAAAAUAAGUGUAACCUUAAUUACUUGGCUUAUUUUUUACUAAAACAUAAUAAUUAUGUAUAACGUUGACUUAAGGUUAAUAUCUAUUUCUUAACAAAUAUUUCUUCUUGAUUCAUUAAUUCAUUGUGCAUAAUUUUAUAGUAACUAAUUUGUAAUAUUUCGUAUUUUAUAUUUAAAACUGGCAAAGUCUGAGUCGCACGUCCAGAUAAAAGGUUCCGUACCAUCGGUCAAUAUAAAACAAUAGUUAUGUAUUUUUAAACAAUUUUGUAAAUCAAACACGAGAGAAAAGUCUAAAACAAUACAAUAAAUACAAACAAAUAACGCUUUGUAUGUUUUUUUUGAU
Messenger RNA from Leptidea sinapis, 2383 nucleotides. Its product is annotated as putative inorganic phosphate cotransporter. Bases 100 to 1503 code for a protein of 467 amino acids. The record is from RefSeq and is a predicted model, not a curated record. Gene Ontology annotation, cellular component: plasma membrane. NCBI's taxonomy places the organism in Eukaryota, Metazoa, Arthropoda, Insecta, Lepidoptera, Pieridae. Gene Ontology annotation, biological process: monoatomic anion transport; transmembrane transport. The transcript is spliced from 11 exons. Gene Ontology annotation, molecular function: transmembrane transporter activity.